AUGGUUUCUUUUAAACUGGCUUUAUUUGUCAUAGCUUGCUUGACUUCCAUUUCAAGUGCUUCUGAUGAUUUCGAAAUCUUUCAUGAAAGUACUUUCCCAAAUUUAGCUUGUACCGCCCUUAUUGGGAAAAUGGCUACUUUUUUCACAAAAGGUGGUAGUUAUUGUGAUGUUAAACUUCAACAAGCUUUAGGAACGUAUACUCAUUGUCUUGAAACUAUUCCAGAUCCAAACGCUAGAAAGAAUUUCCUUAUAUCUUGUGCUGCUUAUAAUUUAACUGAAGAACAAUAUCUUGAUUCUUACAAUAAUGCUACCAAAUAUUUAUUAAACACUACAGCUGAUCCAACUUUUAAUGCCACAAAAAUAUCUUAUCUACCAGUAUUAUUACCAAAGAAGAGAGUUAUUGGAGCUUGGAAAUCAGAAAGAGGUAGAUACUACAAUUAUAAUUAUGCUUUCUACUAUGGGGUUACUUUAUUUUCAUAUUGGUAUCUUAUUUUAUUCAUGGCAGGUAUUUGUAACUUAGCUUAUUUCGUUUGUCCAAAUUUCAUUAAACAAAAAUUAACUGGUCCAGCUGCAAAUAAAUUCAGACAAUUAUUUACAUUACCGGCAUUAGGAUCAAAGAGUCAUGCUCAUCAUACCGUUGCCUUCAAAUUCUUCGUUUACUUCGUUCCCACCAGAUUAGAAUCGGUAUUAGUGGGUAUUUGGAUUAUAUUAGCUAUUGUUUUCAAUUGUAUUAGUUUCACUCAUGAUUCCCCAAAUAUCAUUUGGCCCCAAAAACCAACUGAAAUGGGUAGAAAGAUAGCUGAUAGAAGUGGACAAAUCUGUUUAUGGCUUUUACCUAAUUUAAUCUUAUUUUCAGGUAGAAAUAAUGUUAUGCAAUGGAUUUCAGGAUGGAAUUAUUCAAGAUUUAUUUUAAUUCAUAAAUGGAAUGCUAGAAUGGCUACUCUUAUGGGUAUACUUCAUGCCAUUGGUAUGACUUACAAUGGUAAGGGUUUAGGUAAAUAUGAAAUGAGAAAUAAACAACCAUAUGUUAGAUGGGGUUAUGUUUCAUUGAUUGCUAUGUGUUUAUUAUCAUUCCAUUCUAUGCUUGUAUUUAGAAAAUCAAGAUAUGAAUUAUUUAUUUUAAUUCAUAUUAUUUUAGCAAUAUUCUUUAUUGCUGGCGGUUGGAUUCAUACAUCAAAUGAUGGUUUCCAACAAUGGUAUUAUGCUGCUACUGCCAUUUGGGGUUUUGAUCGUUUAGUAAGAUUGAUUAGAUUAUUUUCAUUUGGAGUUAGAACUGCUGAAGUUCAAUUAAUAGCUAAUGAAACUUUAAGAGUUAAAGUUCCAAGACCAGCCCAUUGGAAGCCAUUUCCUGGUUGUCAUGCUUUUAUUCAUUUCUUAAGACCAACUUGUUUUUGGCAAUCUCAUCCCUUUACUAUUGUUGAUUCAGUAGUUGAAGAUAAUACUAUUAAUUUCUAUAUUAAAGUUAAAGGAGGUAUUACUCAUGGAUUAUAUCAAUAUUUAUCCAAACAACCAAAUAAUAAAGCCCUUAUUAAAGUAUCUAUUGAAGGACCAUAUGGACAAAAAAUCAGUAUUAAUAAAUAUGAAAAUACUGUUUUCAUUGCUGGUGGUAAUGGUAUUCCAGGACUUUAUUAUGAAGCUACUGAUAUUGCCAAAACUAUUGGUGAUAAAACUAGAAUAAAAUUAUAUUGGGUUAUUCGUCAUUAUAGAUCCAUUGAAUGGUUUUAUCCUGAAUUAUUAAGAUUAAAGAAUACUAAUAUUGAACCAAUUAUUUAUAUAACUCAACCUCAUGUUGGAUUAGUUGAACCAAUCUUUUCUCAUGGUAAUGAAUCAGAAGAAGAAGAGGAAGAAGAACAACAAGAAAAGAAAUCAGAUACCGUUGAAGAAUCAACUGAUUAUAUUGGUAAAUUAAAGAAUAAAUUAAAUUUCAUUGAAUUCAGAGAAGGUAAACCUGAUUUUUAUACUAUUGUUGGUGAAGAAAUUAAAGAAACCAAUGGACCAAUUGCAUUUGCAUCUUGUGCUCAUGGAUCCAUGGUUGAUGACACAAGAAAAGGAGUGGUUGAUCACAUUAAUAAUACCAAAUAUAGAGUUGAGUUGUUUGAACAACAACAAACUUGGUAA
Molecule: messenger RNA, 2118 nt
Organism: Scheffersomyces coipomensis
Lineage: Eukaryota; Fungi; Ascomycota; Pichiomycetes; Serinales; Debaryomycetaceae
Gene: FRE10
Product: Fre10p
Exons: 1
Coding region: 1-2118 (705 amino acids)
Biological process (GO): iron ion transport; copper ion import; intracellular iron ion homeostasis
Cellular component (GO): plasma membrane
Molecular function (GO): ferric-chelate reductase activity
Source: RefSeq, a predicted model, not a curated record